Molecule: messenger RNA, 1369 nt
Organism: Anoplophora glabripennis (Asian longhorned beetle)
Lineage: Eukaryota; Metazoa; Arthropoda; Insecta; Coleoptera; Cerambycidae
Product: protein ALP1-like
Exons: 3
Coding region: 182-1369 (395 amino acids)
Source: RefSeq, a predicted model, not a curated record
ACGAUUAAAUUUUAAAUUUAUGUCUUUAAUAUUCCAGUUUAGAGCUCUUUCAGACGAGGAUACUGUAUCCGAGAUAUAGUAUGCGAGAUACAGAAUCGCGGUUUAAAAUUAUAACGGCUGCUGUAUGGGAUACCGCUGAGUUGCCCUGCUUGAAUCAGUUGUCAGUUGCAGUGCAGUACGUAUGGACGUGGAAGAAUGCAUAAUGAUGUGGUAUUUAAUCAGAAAAAAUGAAAGGAGAAGGACUAUGUGGGUUCAUCCAAUUGUGGAAAUAAGAGAAGCCAAGGGAGCUUUCACCUUAAUCUAUGCAGAUCUAGAGCAAGACCCAUCAUCAAAGUUUUUCAAUUAUUUUCGAAUGUCCAUUCAAUCGUUUGAAGAGCUGCAUGCUAAUUUAGAAUGUAAAUUAGUAAAAAAAGACACUGCCAUGCGUAAAAGCAUUACACCAAGAGAACGAUUGGCAAUAACCUUAAGAUUUUUAGCCACAGGAGAAUCAUAUCAAAGUUUACAUUACACAUUUAGAGUUGGUCAGUCUACUAUAUCUGAAUUUAUUCCUGUAGUGACUAAAGCUAUUUAUAAUAAUUUAAAGAAGGAUUACUUAAAGGUCCCUAAUACUGCAGCUCAGUGGCUAAACAUAUCCCAAGAAUUUUAUGAAAAAUGGAAUCUUCCAAAUGUCUUAGGUGCUAUGGACGGGAAGCACAUAAUAUUUCGAGCCCCACGUAGUGCUGGAUCUGCAUAUUAUAAUUAUAAGCAACAACACAGUAUUGUGUUGUUGGCAGUGGUGGAUGCAGACUAUAAAUUUUUAUAUGUUGAUUGUGGAACAAAUGACAGAAUAUCAGAUGGUGGAGUAUUCCAAAGAAGUACAUUAUCUGCUGCUAUAUCCAACAAUAGAUUAAACUUCCCAGCUGAACGCCCGUUACCAGGAAGAACAAUGAAUGUGCCAUUUGUUUUAGUAGCCGAUGCAGCAUUUCCUUUAUCUAGAAACAUUUUAAAACCAUUUCCAUUUCGCAAUAUGACAUGGCCACAGAGGCUAUUAAAUUAUAGAUUGAGUCGCUGUCGUAGAGUAGUUGAAAAUGCCUUUGGCAUAAUAAGUAAUAAAUGGAGAGUUUUAUUAACUGUUAUGAAUUUGUCACCUGCAAAAGUUGAACUAAUUACACUGACUUGUUGUGUUCUUCAUAAUUUUUUAAGAGUAAACUGUCCAUUGCCCUGCGAGGGGGAAGAUAAUGCUGGAAUAGAUCGACGUUUUACUUUUCGUUAUGGUUUAAGCCAACAGGGUGGAAAUAGGCCAAUGAGGCAUGCCAUCGAUUUUAGCCAAGAGUUUAUGAAUUAUGUAGUGAACGAAGGCCAAGUACCAUGGCAAAAUGACUUAACGUAG